Messenger RNA from Neospora caninum, 4731 nucleotides. RefSeq lists its product as hypothetical. Gene Ontology annotation, cellular component: Las1 complex; preribosome, large subunit precursor. Bases 1 to 4731 code for a protein of 1576 amino acids. NCBI's taxonomy places the organism in Eukaryota, Apicomplexa, Conoidasida, Eucoccidiorida, Sarcocystidae. Gene Ontology annotation, molecular function: endonuclease activity. The transcript has a single exon. Gene Ontology annotation, biological process: maturation of LSU-rRNA; maturation of 5.8S rRNA. The record is from RefSeq and is a predicted model, not a curated record.
AUGGAAAGCCGCUCGAGCGCCCGAGCGGCGAGCGAGGUCUCCGCGCCGCCUGGAGGGAAACCGCGCGCCUUGGCCUCGGCUGCGAAGCGCGUCAAGUGUCGGCGAGCAGCCCUCGCGGCUGCGCGAGCGAGGAAGGCCGCGCAGGAAAGGCGGCGUGCUGCGGAAACGGAGAAAAACGCCGCCAAGGAGAGGCGUACACCCUGCCUCGUCUCCUCUCUGGAGAAGUUGCGAAAAACCUGGAGCCAGACAGGGCCGUGCGUGGCCGAGUUCCUGGCAGGCGAGAGCGGCGGAGCGCGAAAAACGGGGCGAAACCGGACGGCGUGCUGGAAGGACUGGCGGCAGCUGCGACACGUGGCGAAGCUCCUGCUGGAUCCGCUGGAUUCCGUCUGCGGAACAGAGAGCGCUAGGGGGUGUCAAGGGAGGCCUGAAGCCAAAGCCCAUGGCAGUGGAGACGGUUUCCGCGAGAAGAGCUGUCGAAUGGAACUGCCGGAGGAAGACCGGAGGCAGCGGAAAAGGGAGCGCGAGACGACCCCGAGCUCCAUCAGAGAUGCCUGGGAAGAAGCCGCCGUGCAGAUUGGUGUAUGGAAACUCCGCGACCGGCGUCUGCCGGUGCCUGUAGAGACGACCGCCGUCCUUCUCGAUGUUCUCCUGAGAGAUCCGUUCCUCUCUUCGUCCGCCGACGUCUUUGGUUCUUCGCCCCUUUCGUCUCCGGAGUCUUCGGAUGCGACGGCCACACGCCGUUCCCGAGCCUUUGUCUACGGCCCGACGCUGCGCCUCGCGUACGCGAUGAGCCUCGUCCGGGUGGUGAACCGCCUCGUGGACGCUGUAGGGCCUCGGUCGGUCACCCGAUCUGUAGCCGCCGUUGCCGCCGAGCUCGGCCUCCACCAGGAACUAGUCCAGAUGCGCCACGACGCGACGCACCAAAAUCUGCCGGCUCUGUCGCUGCUUCGCGAGGGCGCCUUGACCGCGCUAGACCAUCUCUUGCGGCUGUGGUGGACGCCGCAACUGGAGCGCCUCGACUGCCUUCUCGGCCCGCCAGGCGGACGCGGCGAAGCCGCCGGCCGGGUGUCUGUACACCUCGUUUCCUCGUGGCUGACGACUGCAGCUUCGCUCGUCCGGGCCAGCAGGCCGCUUCCCGCCCUGGUUCGGCGCGCGAAUGCGGCAGCUCAAACGCGGGCCCCGUCGCUCAAAGCCGCUGUCGAAAGCGGCCUGGCGAAACAGGCAUUGAACCCGCUAGCUGAGGCAGCAGCCCAGGCCGCCCUGCGAGGUGUACAGACACCCGCCGACAUGGCCCAGGAGCUUGCGCAGAGUCUCCAGCAGGCCAUCGCCAGGUUCGCAGACGCCUCGCCACGUGAAGACAGGAGUAAAGACGGCAGCCAAGAAAGCAACCUCGGCAGAUCCUCGCCGGAAACGGCGUCUUUUCCGCCUCCGCUGUCGCCCACGCCUCCUGCGUCGGACCCUGUCCAGCGAGGCGAUGCUGCCUCCGCCGCUUGUGCCGCAGCGGAAGUCUCUCUGGCUGCCGAUAGGCCUGUUGGAGCGUCAGCCGGGGAAAGCGACUCCGAAGAGCUUUGCUCUGAAGGGGAUGCUGAGCCUGCGGCACCGACGCGGGCUCCCAGCCGGAAGAGGGCGCGCGAGAACCAGUCAGAGACAGACUGGCACAAACUCCCGAAACGCCAUGAAACGGAAUUGCUCGAGUGGGCCAUUGAAGACGGCGGCAUUGGGCGCGCUGGGUGGGGUGUACGUACACUGCUGCAGCAGCAGGUCUUCGAAGCCGACGUCGACGAAGAAGUUGCCAUUUCCUUUUGUGUUGAGGGUCUGAUGGCCAGCUUCGAUGCCGCGUCGUACCCUGUGCUUCAGAUUUUCUUUCUCCAGCUUCUGCCGCUGCUCUCGCCAGCGUUUGCCGUCGACUGCCUUUCACGCCUCUUCCUUCUCCUACUGCAUGCGGAUCCGCUCUGGUUUGAUGUCGUCUCACAAGAGACCGCCUCCUGCGGGCUUUCUUCUCGUAGCUUUCCGUCCAGCUUCUCCCUCUCCCCGGAGCUGUCUCCGACGGAAAAGCCGACCACGACGCAGACCCCUGAAAACAGGCCACGCGCACAUCCGCCUCGUACAGUUCCCCCGCCUUCUCUCUCUCCGUCCUCGUCAUGUGUCCCCGCUUCUUGUUCUGAAGCGAUUUCUUCCUCGGCCUCUCCUUCAUCCGACUCGCCCUCGUGUUCGAGAGGCCCGCUGCGACCGCCACCUCCACGCGCUGGCUGUGGAGAACGAGGACCUGUCUCUCGUGUUUCUUCUCGUCCCGAGGGAGAAGUUCUUUUCCGCGCGCAAGCAGCAGCCAGGCGAGCUCAGCUGUGGCGGCAGCUGCUUCGCCAUGACACACAAGACAAGUCCACGACGCAGGGGCGGCGAGAAACGCAAGCAGAGGCAAGUGCCGUGCGCGAAAAAGGGAAUGCAGAAGAUUCGCUUGACGUUUUUACUGCGGCGUGCGGGUCCCACUCGGGAAAAUACUGCCGAGGGAAAGAAGACGGAAGCGCACUGCGUUGCCCGCAGUGUAUGUACACCUCAAUGGGCCGGAACCUGCUAUCUUGGCUGCCGCUCUUCACCGGGACAUUCACGCAACCGUUUUCGCUCCCGCGACUGCCAUCCAUUUCGGGCGACGAUGCGGACUUGAGGGGAAACGCCGCAUCAGACGAAGAGAAACAGAUAGACGGAGACGACAGUGAAGCGGGCAAAGACGACAGUGAAGGGAACGAAGGACGUGCAGAAGACGUGCUGGGGAGCCUGACGACGGGCGUCUCUUCUCUGGGCGUUAUGGCUGUGCUCCACCACUACGCACAUCACCACUUUCUUUUGGAGGAAGAAGAGACGUCUUUGCCGAAUGGAAAGGAACAGCACGGCCACCUCUUGCUCUCCGACUGCGCGGUCUCUGCGUGCGUUCCCCAACCAGGCCAGAGAGCCCGUUCCGUUGGAGACCGAGACCAACAAGAAGACGGAGCUUCGCUUCCUCACCGCGAAGCGAACUUCGAGGCGUUUCUGAUGUGGCAGAACACGACCAGUUCCGCCUGGGGGCCUGGCGACGGUCCCUCGGACGACAGCUUGUAUCCGCUGCAUGCAUCCGCUUCUGCGUCCACGCCGGUCCUGGCUGUCGAGACGGAGACGAAGAAGAGCCACCUCAAACGACGCGAGUGUUCACUCGCCCAGCUGUUCAUCGCAGCCCAGCAGCGACUCGCCUCUUCCUGGCGGCUCGCGGGUUCCUCUGUCCGGCUCCACUGCGCGCAGGCGCUGCUUCGUCUCUGUGAGGAAGAGCCGCGCGGGGGAACUGCUGAGGCAAACGCGGCAGGGGAAGAGAAACGGGCGUGCGCAAGUCGAAAGCAAAGUGCGGAUUUGAGCAAGCGGUGGAACUGCGACACUGAGAGUUCUCAAGAGGCGCGCGAGCGCUGUGAAGCCCUGCGGUCUCCCUGUGGUGUGUGCGAGACGCCGGUGGGCGUCGAUCGUUGUGCUGGGCUUUUCUCCUCUUCUUCGUCCGACGCGUCUUCUGUCUCUUCGUCUCCAUCGGGCCAUUCUGCGGGUUCGUCGGCGCAGCUGCCGUCUGCGUCUGUGCCGCGUUCAUCUCCUUUGGUGUCUUCUUCUCCCUGGUGGCUGCGAGUGUUUCGCCUGAAGACGCUCACUGCGGUCACAGCUGCUCUGGCCCACCCUGCGACUUCGCUGCCUGCGGAUCUCCAGCUGAAAAGUUUCGAUCUUUUCCGUCGUUGUGCGGCUCUUUUGGAGGACUGGGAACUGAAGGACCAAGGGCGUGCCCCAGCGGGCGACGUGCGGCCAGGCUUUCGCUCUGCACUUUUGUCUGAACUUGAAAGGCAAGAGGGAGCGUGGAAUCCGCGCACCAGAGGAGAGAACGACGCAAGGACGAGGCGGGGCGAAGCGCGAGGAAAGCGGAGGGCCGAAGAUCUGGUGGAAGACGAAAUGAGGGAAACGGCGGUGAACGGCGAAUGCGGAGGAAAGGAAGAACCCGCGGACGGAGCGGGAGGCGAGAACUGCGCGGUGGAAUUCCUGGAUUCGAGCGAAGAGGAGCAAGUCGCUGCGGAGACGCCGUACUGUAUGUACACUGGUGGCUGGCGCUGGAGUGGCGAGUCGCUUCGCAUGCUGUCGGAUUCCGACGAGGAAGAUGAGGACCGCGCAGAAGAGCUAGGCGUGACCAAGACAGGACACUGGCGGACAGACAGAGUGAUGCCAGUGCUCCAUGUGCUUGUCGCCAGGAUGAGAGAGCGCCUCAAGGAUCUGCAGCCAGGAGGGACAAUACAGGAUGGACGAGAAGAAGAAGGGGAAGAAGAGGAUCAAGCUGAGGACGACGAGGACGAAGGAAAAGACCUUCCGGAAAGACACGAAAGAAGGGAAGUGGAGCGAACGCGCGAUCGGCCUCGUCUGAAACCCUUACGCGUCGCCACGCCAGCAGAACACCUAAAGCCAGGUCCAUCUCAAGACAUGAGACAGACGGUCGGAGGAAGACCAAAGCGGAGGCGGAAACGCAGACCCAGACGGAAAGGAGACAAACCAGACGUGGAAGCGGAGGCCGAGGGCGCGAAUGAGGAGUGCGGCGGAGAGAAGGAAGAAAAGAUGCUGGGUUCGUCAGGUGAAGGAGAGGUCUCCGAGGUUGAGCGCAGCCAAGGGGGCGACUUGCGAGACGCCGAGGAAACACACGUUUCUAGCGAUGUCUCCAUGUUUUUCGACUUGCACGUUGGGUAG